AUGUUUCGAUCAAUGGCUUUAAAUAAGGCUGCUGGUGACAAGAUGAAAAUGGCUGGCUCUGCUGUGCUGCUCAUUUCGCUCCUAUCGGCUAUCGCCCCCCUACCCUCUGAAGCCCUCAACGUGAGAGGUCAUCUGCUGAAAUCAAAGACGUUCCGUUCUCCGCCCAUCUUACUGGGGCCUGGAUCAGUCUCAAACAAGUACUACCAUGACGUCGACUUCCCCCGAGGCCACCUUGCAGUCAAGAGCUUUAAUGCUGAGGUCGUCGAUGAGAAUGGCGUCCCUGUCCCGCUCCAUGAGACUUACCUGCAUCACUGGGUUGCAGUACCAUACUAUGCUCUCAAGGACAACCAGAGCUCUGAUGCGCAAAAGGUUCCCGCAAUGCUUAAAGGGAAUGAUGGAGUGUGCAAGAGAGCACUAACCCAGUACUUCGGGCUCGGUUCCGAGACUCGCCACACCGCCACAUGGGUUCCUGAUCCUUAUGGAAUUGAGACCGGCAACCAAGAGAAGGCCCCUGAAGGCUAUGAGGAGAAAUGGCUGCUCAAUAUUCAUGCCAUCGACACGAGGGGCGUGGCCGACAAGCCUAGCUGCACCGAGUGCAAGUGCGACUUCUACAAUGUCACAAUUGAUGAGUAUGGGCGCACAGUCUCGAAGAACUACACUGGUGGGUUGCUUUGCUGCUAUGAUCAGACCCAGUGUCGGCUCAAAGCAGGGUUCAACGCCGAGGUGCGGAAGGUGUUCUUGCAGUACACCGUGACUUGGCUCGACUGGACUGAUGCGGUGGUGCCUGUCAAGAUCUACAUAUUUGACGUUACGGAUACCGCUAUGCUUGACGGGACUCAUGAACACUCUUGCAAGGUUGAGUAUCAAGUUGAGGAAUGCAGCGCGGAAAACCGAGCCAACAAUGAGUGCAUCCAUACUAAGACUACCAGAGCGGUCUUGCCGCGUGGAGGAGAUAUCGUGUACAGUGUUGCACACCAGCACUCUGGAGGAGUCGGUGCUUCUCUGCAUGGCCAGGAUGGACGCCUUCUAUGUGAAUCGCUUCCAACUUACGGCACAGGGAAGGAGGCAGGGAACGAGGCAAACUACAUUGUCGGCAUGUCGAGUUGCUACCCUAAGCCAGGAUCCAUCAAGGUCAGCGACGGCGAGGUGCUGACCAUCGUCUCCAACUACAGCAGCGACCGAGAGCACACCGGCGUCAUGGGCCUGGUCUACAUCCUCGUGGCCGAGCCGCAGCAGCCGGCUCCGGCGCCAUCCCUGUGCUUCAGUUUUCCGGCCCCAUGGUGCCUACCGGCAUGGAUGUCUAGCAACAUGUGA
This is a messenger RNA of Triticum turgidum subsp. durum (durum wheat), 1314 nucleotides long. The record is from the annotation of a GenBank genome assembly. NCBI's taxonomy places the organism in Eukaryota, Viridiplantae, Streptophyta, Magnoliopsida, Poales, Poaceae.